AUGGAAAAGUCUAGUAUUGAUUUGAAUUGUGAAAUAUCAUCCUCUGAAACCCAACCUGAACAUGAUGUUGAAGGGUUGGAAAAUGUAGUUCUACACAAUGAAGAUGAAUCAAGGCAUAAAGGUAAAGUCAAAUGGAGCAAGGAAGCCACUAUACUUCUGAUAAGUGGAUGGCUUAAUACAUCUAAGGAUGCCAUUGUGGGGAAUGACCAAACUUCUACACAUUUCUGGGCUCGGAUUGCAGAAUACUACAACACCAACCAAAAAGGCGAGCAAGCAAGAACUGGAAGGCAAUGCAAAGAUCAUUGGAACAAGAUGAAUCAAAAGGUGGCGCGUUUCAAUGGGUGUUAUAAACGAGUACAACAAGCACAUCACAGUGGUUGGUCUGAUUAG
Messenger RNA from Humulus lupulus (European hop), 390 nucleotides. RefSeq names its product glutathione S-transferase T3-like. The transcript has a single exon. Bases 1 to 390 code for a protein of 129 amino acids. NCBI's taxonomy places the organism in Eukaryota, Viridiplantae, Streptophyta, Magnoliopsida, Rosales, Cannabaceae. The record is from RefSeq and is a predicted model, not a curated record.